UCGACUCCCGGAUCAUCCCGUCUCUUGCUCCAACCCCUGGGUCCCGAGUCCCCAGAGCGCCCACCCCAGUGCACCUUGCAUGCUGGCCCAUGGAGGGCCCCCUUGCUGGGAACCCCUUCUCCCCGUGAAGGCUGCCGGUGGGACAAACGGUGAGGGGUGAGGCAGGGAGGGAGACUCACACGUAGGGGACCUCCCCCAAGCCUGGGUAACACCGUCUUGGCCGCUGCCCGCGGGCUGGGCAGGUAGGGGGCAGUGGGCCGUAGCGGAGAGGCUGGCCCCGGCCCGCCACGCCGCUUCCCCACGCUCGCAGCCACGCGGAGCAGCGUCCUGGUCCAGCCUCACCCCACCCAGAGCAAGAGGCGGAGGAACUGGAGCAGCGCCCGGGCCCGCGGGCUGCCUCCGGCCGCAGCAACGGGACGGAUGGAAGAGCUUGGCAUACAGCCUGGCGGGCAUCAGCUCCCUUGACCCAGUGGAUAUCGGACCCCAGGUGGCCCUCUUAUUUGUCCAGGUGCCCAGGGAGGAGGACCCACCCGCAGCAUGAACCUGUGGCUCCUGGCUUGCCUGGUGGCCGGCUUCCUGGGAGCCUGGGCCCCCACUGUCCACACCCAAGGUGUCUUUGAGGACUGCUGCCUGGCCUACCACUACCCCAUUGGGUGGGCUGUGCUCCGGCACGCCUGGGCUUACCGGCUCCAGGAGGUGAGCGGGAGCUGCAAUCUGCCUGCUGCAAUAUUCUACCUCCCCAAGAGACACAGGAAGGUGUGUGGGAACCCCAAGAACAAGGAGGUGCAGAGAGCCAUGAAGCUCCUGGAUGCUCGCAAUAAGAUUUUUGCAAAGUUCCGCCACAACACGCAGACCUUCCAAGCAGGCCCUCAUGCUGUAAAGAAGUUGAGUUCUGCAGACUCCAAACUACCAUUGUCUAAGUUUAGCAAUCCCAUAAGCAGCAGCAAGAGGAAUGCCUCCCUCCUGACAUCAGCUAAUUCAGGACCAUGAGCCGGCUCAUUUCUGGGAUCCAUCGGCACAGGAAGGGCCAGAUCUUUCUCCGCUAAAACCAUUGCCCUACAGACCCAGCUGUCCCCACGCCUGUUUUUCGGGUCAAGUCUUAAUCCCUGCACCUGGGUUGGUCCUCCCUCUCCACCCCCACCACCUCCUGUCCCUCUGGCAACUGGAAAGAGAGAGUUGACCUGAUUUUAAGCCUUUUGCCGCUCCAGGGACCAGCAUCAACCCUGGGUAGCCGGUGUCUCUUGUAGAGAAGACUUAGGAUACCUCUCUCACUUGCUGUUUCUUGCCGCCCACCCUGGGCCAUCCCAGUGUGUCCCUCUGGGUCCCUGCAAAACUCUAGUCAGUUCAAGGAUGCCCCUCCCAGGUUAUGCUUUUCUGUAACUUUUAAAUAAACCUCGGGCAGUGAUGGAGUCA
This is a messenger RNA of Piliocolobus tephrosceles (Ugandan red Colobus), 1413 nucleotides long. It is a transcript of the gene CCL25, whose product is annotated as C-C motif chemokine ligand 25. Gene Ontology annotation, biological process: eosinophil chemotaxis; antimicrobial humoral immune response mediated by antimicrobial peptide; positive regulation of cell migration. The record is from RefSeq and is a predicted model, not a curated record. The transcript has 7 exons. Gene Ontology annotation, molecular function: CCR chemokine receptor binding; chemokine activity. Gene Ontology annotation, cellular component: extracellular region. Bases 538 to 990 code for a protein of 150 amino acids. Lineage: Eukaryota; Metazoa; Chordata; Mammalia; Primates; Cercopithecidae.